Messenger RNA from Tetrapisispora phaffii CBS 4417, 1107 nucleotides. It is a transcript of the gene SHP1, whose product is annotated as protein phosphatase regulator SHP1. NCBI's taxonomy places the organism in Eukaryota, Fungi, Ascomycota, Saccharomycetes, Saccharomycetales, Saccharomycetaceae. The transcript has a single exon. Gene Ontology annotation, cellular component: cytosol; nucleus. The record is from RefSeq and is a predicted model, not a curated record. Gene Ontology annotation, molecular function: ubiquitin binding. The coding region runs from base 1 to 1107 and encodes 368 amino acids. Gene Ontology annotation, biological process: autophagosome assembly; membrane fusion; Golgi organization.
AUGUCAUCUGAAAACGUUAACCAAUUCAUAGCAUUGACGAGCGCCUCCCAGCCAGUUGCUGAACAAUAUUUAGAGCUUUAUAGUGAUGAUAUUGGUGAUGCAUUGAAUGCUUAUUAUGCGGAUCAGGCAGAGAGAAAGAGUAGUUCCAGUCAGCCAAGUUCUCAGAACAGCCAACAAAAAUCUUCAAAGAAAGCUGCUUCUAGUGGCAAUAACAAAUUCAUGAGCUUUUCUCAAAUGAUGAAGGACUCAGAUCAAGAUGACAGUGAUGAGAAUAGACAUACUUUUGCAGGUGGUGAAAAGUCUGGUUUAGAGGUGACCGAUCCAAACGAUUCUAACUCGUUAAUAAAAGAUCUAUUAGAAAAGGCAAAAAGAGGAGGUCAGGAACUUCCUGAAGGUGCUAAUAACGAUGAAUCUGAGAAAAAGAAUAAGUUUACUGGCAGAGGAUACAGACUAGGUGCAACAGUAGGUUCUGCGUCUGAAGUUUACGAGGAUAAUAGUCCAGCUGGGAAAGCUCCAACAAGAGUCACUAGAGAUAUUACAUUUUGGAAAGAAGGUUUCCAAGUUGGUGACGGUGAAUUAUUUCGUUACGAUGAUCCUGCGAAUAGCUUUUACCUAAAUGAAUUAAACCAGGGUAGAGCUCCUUUAAAAUUGUUAAAUGUCGAAUUUGGUCAAGAAGUUGAUGUAAACGUUUAUAAAAAGUUAGACGAAUCAUAUAAAGCUCCCAAGAGAAAAUUAGGUGGCUUUGGUGGUAAAGGUCAAAGGUUAGGAUCUCCAAUUCCUGGUGACGCUCAGGAAGCUAGCGAACCAACUACAUCCCACAUCGAAGAGUCCAAUAAAGCUACUGAGGAAGCCGAGAAGAAAGAUAGUAACAAGACUCAAGGAGAUUCUUUAGUUCAAAUUAGAUAUGCCACUGGUAAAAGGGAAAUAUAUCACUGUAAUGCUACAGACACAGUCCAAAGCAUAUACGAUCACGUUAAAUCUAAUACUAACGACACAAGACCCUUUGCUUUGAAUACUUCUUUUCCAGUUACUCCUAUCGAGAAUUUCGAAGCUACAUUGAAAGAUGCUGAUUUAAUAAAUUCGGUAGUAGUACAAAGAUGGAUUUAA